Trypanosoma conorhini is the source of this 1461-nucleotide messenger RNA. RefSeq lists its product as uncharacterized. The transcript has a single exon. NCBI's taxonomy places the organism in Eukaryota, Euglenozoa, Kinetoplastea, Trypanosomatida, Trypanosomatidae. Bases 1 to 1461 code for a protein of 486 amino acids. The record is from RefSeq and is a predicted model, not a curated record.
AUGUGGAAGCGGCGCUUGGGCAAUGGCAGAGGGGUGCUGGGAAUACCUCCGACUCUCAAAGUCUCGCGGCGUUUAUGCUGCUGCAAACUUCCUCAGCCGCCCUCGUGGGUCUCCCAGCUGCGCAGUGAUGCCAAGCAGUCCAAGACGGCUGCUUCGUACGACGUGAAGAUAUACGACGAGCUCGCGUGGCGAAGGAUGCGGUUCAGCUUCGACAAGGAGCUCUGGGAUCCGGUGCGGAUGAGCAGCAUUGUGCGUCGCCGGCUGUGUCUUGGCAAAGAAGAGGCGGAGUACACUGUUAUUGGCGAGGUUUUUGCCUUUCCAGACCGUGAGGACGCCCCUGUCGUGAAUGAGCCACAACACACUUGCAGGUUGCUGUGGGACCACAAUAGUCCCUCGGAGAAACUGCUUGUACAGCUUUCGGAACAUUUUCCGCCCUUGCUGUGGCACGCGGUUCGACCCUCCCUUGACUCCUUAAGGCGCAUUUUUAGCGAGUUUCUGGAUGUCGAUGCUCAGCACAUGAAGAAAUAUCUUCCCUACUACGAAUCCGUGCAAAACUCAAUCGAGACGGCUACGAAGGAAAGGCUUAGCGGGACACUCAGCCCUGUUAGCAUCAAAGAUCGCUUUGUCGAGGACAUGCGACGACGUGAUCCGAAGACCAUCGAGUUGGAUUACCCUCAUGAGCAUAACAUAUUCCUUGGAACCUCCCCGCAUUUUCGGCUUGUGGAAGACAAGUUGAUGAAGUCCAAUCCCUUUGUCUUUGGCUGGCCGCUGCUGUUGAGCGACGGCAACAAAUAUCUCGAAGGGACUCCCUUGCGCAUGGCCGCCUUUCGCACCAUUUACUCCAAGUCUUUGCUCAUGUUUCAUACACGACUUGAUCUACAGGUGGAUCACCGCCUGGCAUGCCUUGAAGACGGCGAUGAGGAGGAAAUUUUACUGGAGGUUCCUGUUUUCUGUACCGCUAACUAUCCAGAAAAUACCCGUCUUUCUGGCGGCAAGCCGCUCGUGCAGCGUUUCAACGACGUCAUGGGCACAACAUACCCGCUUGACACCCCCGUUGACGUGCUCGCCGCGCUGGCGAAGGAGAACACCACAAAGGGGGUAAAAGAACUUCUGGAAGAGCUUAAGUUCCUGACGGUGGCAUCCGCGCGAGCCCCUGACGUCGUAGAACGUGUAAUUCGCAUCUCUGAAGAUCAGCUGAGCUCGAAUCGAAUUCUUGGGCAGUUGGCGUACACCAUUAUCUAUCUGGCGCUGCUGAACUAUGAGCGCUUCGUCGAAGAGGUCUUUGAGGUGUACAAGGGGCACAAUAGCGACUUGGUGCGGGUGGCAUGUGCAAAGGGGGCGCACAUUGUGGAGCGCCCGGACCUCAUUAAGCAGCUAGUCGCCGCAGAACCGGAGGGCAGCCGAUGCAAAAAAAUGCUGCAAGCGACCAUGCAUAGCCUACCGGCGAUGGCGAACGCAUAA